GUGCUGCCUAAAGAAUGGAGGAUGACGACUUUGGUGGCUUUGAGGCCGCAGAGACCUUUGAUGGUGAACACAGUGGAAACCAAGCAAUGUCCCCUGCUGUCCCCUGGGCCACCUUUCCUGCAGUAUCCGGAGUGUGUCUCUCACCAGCUUCUCCGGAGCUCAUUCUGGACCAUGACCAUUCACUGCCAUCCUCUGGCCGCCUCCCUCCAGAUGCCAUCAUUUCAGCACCAGAUGAUAUGCGUGCAGACAAUGGCCUUGUGAGUCAGACCGUCCCCAAAGCUCAGAUUCAGCAGUCAGCACACACACAUCUGAAUAUACCACUUUUUCCACUUGGCUUAACGGAUGAGACAACCCAUGGAGCGCUUGGACUGGAGGAUGACCCUGAGGGUCCUGGAGCCGACGUGUCCCACUCACAACUACAGCAAAAAAUAUCAAGUCUGGAGACUAAACUGAAAGCAUCUGAAGAGGAAAAACAGAGAAUUAAAAAGGAUGUGGACUCGCUGAUGGAGAAGCACAGUGUCCUGGAGAAAGACUUCCUGAAGGAAAAGGAGCAGGAUGCUGUGUCCUUUCAAGCCAGAUACCGUGAGCUUCAGGAAAAGCAUAAGCAAGAAUUGGAAGACAUGAGGAAGGCUGGGCACGAGGCACUGAGCAUUAUUGUGGAUGAGUAUAAGGCACUUCUGCAGUCUUCAGUGAAGCAGCAGCUAGACGCCAUUGAGAAACAGUAUGUGUCUGCAAUCGAGAAACAAGCUCACAGGUGUGAGGAGCUGCUGCACGCUCAGCAUCAGAGGCUCCUGGAAGUGCUGGACAACGAGAAGGAACUAUUAAGAGGAAAAAUCCAGGAAGCUUUGGAUCAGCAGUCGCAGGAGCAGAAGGAAACACUGGGAAAAUGCCUGCAGGAAGAAAUGCAGAGGAAUAAAGAGACACUGGAGUCAGCUGUGAAGCUUGAGAAAGAAGCUAUGAAAGAUGUCAUCACCAAAGCAGUGGAAGAAGAAAGGAAAAAUCUGGAAAAAGUUCAUGCUGAAGAACGGGAAAUGUGGAAGGCAGAGCAUGCAAGAGAUCAAGAAAGGGUAGCAGAGGCUAUCCAGGCCGCCGUCCAGGAGCAGCGAGUGAUGAGUCAGGAAGCUGUCAAAGCAGCAAUAAUAGAGGAGCAGAAGAGAAGUGAAAGGGCCAUGGAGGAGGCAGUAAAGAGAACAAGAGACGAGCUGGUGGAGUAUGUGAGGGAGCAGAGAAGGCUCGAUCAAGUCACCCGCCAACGCAGCCUGUCCAGCCUGGAGCUGUUCCUGUCCUGCGCCCAGAAGCAGCUGAGUGCUCUCAUAGCUACAGAGCCUGUUGACAUUGAAUAGAGACACGCUGGCCAACCCGUCCCUGUCAUUAAGCUUGCCUACUCUGAAGCUGUUCCUCUCCUGCGCCCAGAAGCAGCUGAGUACUCUAAGGUCCAUGGAGCCUAUUGGCAUUGAAUAAAGGGAACAUGACAGGCU
Molecule: messenger RNA, 1478 nt
Organism: Peromyscus eremicus (cactus mouse)
Lineage: Eukaryota; Metazoa; Chordata; Mammalia; Rodentia; Cricetidae
Gene: Ccdc91
Product: coiled-coil domain containing 91
Exons: 12
Coding region: 15-1343 (442 amino acids)
Biological process (GO): Golgi to lysosome transport
Cellular component (GO): trans-Golgi network
Source: RefSeq, a predicted model, not a curated record